AUGUCCAUUUCUGGAACUCUUAGCAAUUACUAUGUCGACUCCAUUAUAAGUCAUGACAGCGAAGAAUCUCCCGCGGCCAAAUUCUCUUCGGGGCAGUAUGCAAACUCCCGGCAAACUAGCCACAGUGAACCCCUCGAAUUCCCCUCUUGUAGUUUCCAGCCCAAAUCUUCAGUUUUCAGCGCUUCCUGGACGCCUCUGACGCCACACAGCGCAGCUGCCCUUCCUUCGGUCUAUCAUCCUUACAUUCAGCAUCAAAACCUCCCAACCUCCGAGAGUAGGUAUCUACGGAACUGGCUGGACCCAGUGCCCAGAACAGAAAACAUAGCCGGGCAGGGACCAGUUAAAACAGAACCGCUGCUGGGACACCCCGGGGAGAUUCGUAAACAGGGGACACAGGAGUACCAUUUAGAAACUUCUGCUGGAAGGGAAGGGAUCGCUUCCAAUCAAAGGCCCAGCUUCGAGGACAAUAAAGUUUGUGAAGGAAGCGAGGACAAAAGCAGGCCAGAUCAAAGUAACCCUGCGGCCAACUGGUUACACGCUCGCUCCUCCCGGAAGAAACGAUGUCCCUACACAAAGUACCAGACCUUGGAACUGGAGAAGGAGUUUCUGUUCAAUAUGUACCUCACCAGGGACCGUAGACACGAAGUGGCCAGGCUCCUCAACCUGAGCGAAAGACAAGUCAAAAUCUGGUUUCAGAAUCGAAGGAUGAAGAUGAAGAAAAUGAACAAGGAACAGGGGAAAGAAUGAAGAUUCCCUAGCCCGGGGCCUCCCUCUUUGCUCCCCAGUUUGGGCCCCGUUUCGAAACUCGUGUCGUAUUUGUGGGCGAUGAUUUCCUAGCGGUGCUUGAGAAUGGGGGCGGGGGCGGAGAGCCAAGCCGAAGCAGAAACAGACAGCUUGGUUUGAAUGCAAGGAGUUCAUAAUGAUCACACCUGUUCGUUUCUUCGGGUCUUCUUUUUCCCUUUUAAAACUAUUGAGGAGAUAAUGCUACUGUGUGAAGAAGAGUGAGAGCGAGGAGCUUUGCAGACGACUGAUGACAGUUUCAUGUUAAUUUCACGUGAAUCCCCCAGUGGCCCCUUUGGGGAGUCUUCAGUGAGCUGCUGUGCUUCUUCCUCCCCCGCCCCAAACCCCAAACACUGUCCCAGUCAAGAGGCACAACGCACUGGGAAGUUCUCCUGCGCAAGCCUCCAGGAAAUGGUGCCAGAGCACUGAGGUUUCCUGGAAAAUAGUGCCCCCCCUCCCAACGCUUCCCCCCUCCCAUAGUCCUUCAGGAGGACAGACGGCGAUGCGGAUCUGGAGAUGGAAUGGGAGUGGAAGCCCCUUCGAUUCACCAUCCCCUUUAGAGCACCCAAGUCCAUUUCCUGAGGGUUGGGGGGGGGGGGGAAGGGCCACUGCACAUUUAAAUGCCAUUCUUUACUUUCAAGUAAACCCACCUAGGACAGCUGAGCGACUUUCCCAAAAGAAAUGUAUUAACACACUAUUAACACGAAAAAGCCUUCAGGGCCUGAGGGCAGAGAGACCUUCGCGCCAGACGGGCUUGCACAGGAGAUCUUAAGGUACCCCACAAGUUGGUCCUAACUUUUAAAGGGCGAGACAGGAAGUCUCUCGUCCUCUUGCUCCCACCCACUGGCAGAAUUGAGCGUGAGGAGAUCACCACCUUUGUGGCGGUGAAGAGAAAGCGUGCAUUCCUAGUGGCCGACUAUUUAUUGUGAAAAUUGAGUAUUCAGAGAAGCAUUGGAGUGCCAAACUUCUCUGGGCCAUUUUUCUUCUCCUUCACCCAGGUUUCUGCAGAGAAGUUUUAAUACUUGAACGUUCUAGGAAUAUUUCCGCCUCCCCCCCCCCAGUUGCUGCUGGAGGAGGUAGCCAUCGCUCAUGUUAACAGGAAAGCAAAGUUUUGAGUGGCAUAAAAGAUCUUGGUGGCCUUUCGUGGUGGUGGUGGGGAGAGCACUGUGCGAGUGUGCUAUUGUAACAGACAGACAUCCUCAUUGUUUACAAAAAAAGAAUCCUCAUUUCAUACUCGGGCGAAUGGGAUUCUCAACUUUGAAAGCUCCGCUGGGGUCUCACCUAUAUACUCUCCUUUCGAAACAUCUCAUCUAGGAUUCUGUUGUCUUUAUGGAUGUUUCUAUUUAGCUUCCCUCCCCUCCAUUGGUGGGACUUGGGAAAAAUAGGUAGUUAAGUAGCUUAGUACAAAGUGAUCAUAUGGUGUGUGUGUGUGUGUGUGUUUUUUUUUUUUAAAAAUAAGUGUUCGUGAUUGUGCUUUUGUGAAUGUUCCGCUUGUUUUCCGUGGCUUUUAGGAGUAUAAAAUGGGGUCGAUUUCUGUUAGUUCCAGAACCCGCGGGAUGCAUACGUAUAUAAUUUAUCCCCCUCCCCUUUCCUUACUUCCAGGCUAAAAUACCAGUAUCUUUCUAGAAGUAACACUGUAUGAACUGAUAAGUUUUGGUAACAGAACAAAGGGGUGGGGGGAACAAGACAAGAGACAGACUAAAUUAACGUGUCUCUUUCAGGUAAUUUCUGGGCAAAACGGUUGCAACUGAGAGAUCUAAUUUCAUAGAAUGUUGUAUAGGAUUUUUAUACCAUUUCUGCCUGAGGAUAAGCCGUUGUUCUUUAGAGAUUUGAUAGGCAUAUUUUGAUCCUUGGAUGGAAUUGCCUGGUUUGCAGAGUUCUCCGAAGAUAGGAAACCAAUCUUUUAGGAUAGGCUUCAGUGUAAAAAGUUCAGCUUUUUUUUAAAAAAAGAAGAUUGUAGGAGUUUUGAUGACUUUCCUCAAAAACCAUGGGGUAUUUCCCAAAUAAGUUUUCUUUUUAGUGGGAUACCAGGGAAACGGUAGAAAUGCUUUUUUAUAGCUUCAAACCUUAACUCUAGUGUGUGGCUCAAAUCUAGUCGGAAUCACUUUGUCUUACUACAUGGAUUUCGCAAGGAAAUUUCCGAGGUAGCCCCCCCCCCAAUAAAUGUGAUUUUUAAAAAUCCCUGUUUGAACAAGCCAUCUAUUGCACCCGGUGAGGUUUGAUAAGAUUCUCUGGUUUGUAUGUAUUUCUCAGUUCAACGGUGCUCCAGUCGGGUGUUCAACUGCUUGAACAAACGGUCAAAAGAGUCCUGAUUUUAACGUUUUGGAAAGAUAAUUUCCUCCAUAAAUGUAUCAGCCUCUUCAUUCUCUCUAGCAUAAUUGUUGAUUUCGUUAGGGGAAAAGGGAGAGAUGCUGGAAAGACCUUUUUUAAUUUUUAGAUUUUUUAAAAAAAUUCUCAUAGUUUUUAAUGCCUCAGCAUAAAAAUCGAUUGUUUGGGAGGGGACCCCUACCAGGUGUUAUAUCGCUUUCUCUCGGAUUCAGAAAUAUUUGCAAUUGUGUUUUCUUUUUCUUUAGUGGUUCUUUAGGGUGUAUUAUAAAGAUCUGAGAGGAUGUUUUGUUUUGCAUUUUGGUCUGAAGUUUUUAUUAUUAUUAUUUUAAAAAUUAAGGAGGGGAGGAGAUUAUUAAAAAAAAACAUUUCCAGUGUAUUUUUUUUGCUUCUGUGUUAAGCGACUGCAUUACUGAAACUAUUCAGCAAAACAGAAAUAAAAGCGCUUUUCAGUCUUCA
Eublepharis macularius is the source of this 3564-nucleotide messenger RNA. It is a transcript of the gene HOXB9, whose product is annotated as homeobox B9. Gene Ontology annotation, cellular component: nucleus. The transcript is spliced from 2 exons. Gene Ontology annotation, biological process: embryonic skeletal system morphogenesis; proximal/distal pattern formation; regulation of transcription by RNA polymerase II. NCBI's taxonomy places the organism in Eukaryota, Metazoa, Chordata, Lepidosauria, Squamata, Eublepharidae. The record is from RefSeq and is a predicted model, not a curated record. The coding region runs from base 1 to 747 and encodes 248 amino acids. Gene Ontology annotation, molecular function: RNA polymerase II cis-regulatory region sequence-specific DNA binding; DNA-binding transcription factor activity, RNA polymerase II-specific.